Molecule: messenger RNA, 429 nt
Organism: Lichtheimia ornata
Lineage: Eukaryota; Fungi; Mucoromycota; Mucoromycetes; Mucorales; Lichtheimiaceae
Exons: 2
Coding region: 1-429 (142 amino acids)
Source: RefSeq, a predicted model, not a curated record
AUGCAAAACAGCAGUGUUACACAAAGACGCCCCUCUGCAUCUUCUGCUCUGCCAGGCUCCAGCUGCUUGACAAUGAACAAAGACCACGUUUCAUAUAGUAUCACGCAUACAGCAUAUGCAAAACAUGAAGGUACUGGUAUCUCAAAACUUUACAAUGAAGCAUGGGGUCUUUAUGAGAACAAACCUGCUCGUCGGGGUCAAAGCGAUCUUGUGUCAAAGUAUGAAGUCCAUCGUGGCCAACCCCAGAUUUCGCAAAUGUCGCCACCAGCCAAAGUGGAUCGACCUCUUGAAUUUUUUUCGACGACGACUCCAAAAUAUUUUUUGGCUGAUCGCUUUGACCCCGCCGAGCAACAUUGUCCUCUUAAAGACCUCACGGUUGAUUGUAAAGUUUUGAGAUAUGACUGUCUUUAUGUCUUACAUAUGCUGUAA